Lolium perenne is the source of this 1772-nucleotide messenger RNA. RefSeq names its product protein IQ-DOMAIN 22. The record is from RefSeq and is a predicted model, not a curated record. Gene Ontology annotation, molecular function: protein binding. NCBI's taxonomy places the organism in Eukaryota, Viridiplantae, Streptophyta, Magnoliopsida, Poales, Poaceae.
GAGCUCCCCACACUAGUCUUCCCCUACACACUUCGUCUCCCUCGUGUACCUUUUUCUAACCUCGCUGUGCGUAAGCGUGUGCGCGAUUCACUCUUUCGGGUUUCAUCUCCCGCUCUUUCUCCCUCUUAUCUGCUCCGGCCAAGUGCUGGAACCAAGAAAGGGCCAUGGGGGCGCCGGAGGAGCAGUAGCCGGAGGCGCGCGAUGGGGUGGGCUUCGAGGUGGCUUCGCGGCCUGCUCGGCGGCGGCGGCGGCAAGAAGGGAGCCUCCGCCGAGCCCAAGCCGGAGAGGGAGAAGAAGCGCUGGGGGUUCGGGAAGUCCUUCCGGGAGAAGGACCCCGUGCGGCCACCGACGCCGCCGGCGCAGCGGGCGGCGACGCCGCGCCGUGCGUACGCGUCGUCGGACGAUGGCGCCGACGAGCAGAACAAGCGGGCGAUUGCGGUGGCUGCGGCGACGGCGGCUGUGGCCGAGGCCGCCGUUGCUGCGGCCCAGGCGGCUGCCGCCGUGGUGCGUCUGACUAGCAGCGGGCGGUGCGUGCCAGCUGGGGCGAAGCAUGAGGAGUGGGCGGCCGUGCGGAUCCAGGCCGCUUUUCGUGGCUACCUGGCGAGGCGCGCACUCAAGGCGCUGCGCGGGCUGGUGAAGCUGCAGGCGCUCGUCCGCGGCAACAUCGUGCGGCGGCAGGCCGCCGAGACGCUCCGGUGCAUGCAGGCGCUCGUCAGCGUGCAGUCCCGCGCGCGCGCCAGCCGCGUCAGCCGCUCUCGCCAGGCCGCGGCGCACCCGGGGGCGACGACGCCGGAGAAGUACGAGCAGGGGGCGUACGAUGGCGCGCCCAGGCACGGCCGUUCCGGCUCUCUGAAGGGUGGCUCGUCGAGGACGCCGGGCAGCGACAGGCUGGGGAGGGAGAGAUCGGAGUCCUGCGGGAGGAACUGGCUGGACCGGUGGGUGGAGGAGAGGUACAUGGACGACGAGAAGAACGCCAAGAUUCUGGAGGUGGACCCGGGCAAGCCGGGCCGGCACCACGCCUCCAAGAGGCGGAGCAGCGGCAGCCACCUGCAGCAGUCGUCAUGCUCGACCAGGACCUCGGAGCAGAACAGCCGGAGCUACGCGACCAUGCCGGACUCGCCGUCGAGGGAUUCCACCACGGCGCAGCAGUCCGUGCCGAGCCCGGCGUCGGUGGGCAUGGCGGGCGAGGCGCUCAGCCCUCUGCGCAUGCCCGUGGACCUCGCCGAGCUCUACGACAGCCCGCAGUUCUUCUCGGCGACGUCGCGGCCGGGGAGCUCGAAGCGGGCCAGCGUCUUCACGCCGACCAAGAGCGAGUGCGCGCGCAGCCUCUUCGGCGGCUACUCCGACUACCCCAACUACAUGGCCAACACGGAGUCGUUCCGCGCCAAGGCCAGGUCGCAGAGCGCGCCGAAGCAGAGGCCGGCGCUGUACGAGAAGUCCGGCUCGCUCCGGAAGGCGUCGGCGCACGCGUUCGCGCCGGGGCCGGCGGCGGCGUCCCUGCAUGCCAAGUUCACCAAUAAGGCGUACCCUGGCUCCGGCAGGCUGGACCGGCUUGGCAUGCCUGUCAAGUACUGAUCCUGUCCUGCGAUCGGCCAUCAGUGUUGAAAACGAAAACAGUGUUGUGAUCGGUCAUCAGUGCGCCCCAAGCAAAGGGUGAAGUAAAUUUUAGCAGCAGUUUGAGCUUUUGUGGUGCUAUUACCGUCACAUGUUGCUUUCCUUUUAUUGACUGGUUAAGUGUAAGUUGCUAGUGAUAGUAUCUGUGCCUGGUUUAA